AUGUCGGAAAUUUCACAGGAUUCGUUCCGGGUUCUGAGGAAUUCGGGAUGGGUCUUGUCAGAGACGCUGCUCCACAAUUCGCCGGCAACCAAUUCGACAUUGGACUCCCCAAUGGAUCAAGAUUCAGCAGUCCAACGUCAGCUGAGACCUAUUGGGAGAAAGGCAGGAAAGGCCAAGAGAGGGAGCACUUCGAACAAUGAAUGUGCACAAUUUUUGGAGCAAAUUGCUAGGAACGACACACUAAGAAUUGAGAGAGACUUGAAAAGAGAAUAA
Molecule: messenger RNA, 273 nt
Organism: Prunus armeniaca (apricot)
Lineage: Eukaryota; Viridiplantae; Streptophyta; Magnoliopsida; Rosales; Rosaceae
Source: the annotation of a GenBank genome assembly